AUGCCAAAGGUGAUGUUUUUGGCAGUCACGGCGAAGCCGCGUGCAGAGUACGGCUUUGAUGGGAAAGUAGGCAUGUGGCCUUUCACAGUUGUACGAAAGGCCAAACGCAGCCAUGCCAAAACAGGCACAGUGGCUGGUGAAACGGACAUCAUCGAGAGCGUGACUGUGACUGCUGAAGAGUACAGGCACACGAUGCUCAAGAAGAACGGUGUGUUUUGCAAACUGCGAGAGAAGAUGUGGUGGUUCGGGAAGAAUGCCGGCACUCCAGAGGCUGGAACGACACUAUAUUAUCAGCACGAUGGAGCCAGGCCACAUACAGCAAAAGCAAACGAAGCGCACUGGUCGCGACAUGGACAGAAGUCGGGAUUCUCCAUCGAUGUCGUCGUCCAGCCUGCACAAUCACCCGACCUGAACGUGAACGACCUUGCCUUCUUCUCCAGCUUGCAAAGCGAUACGGAGCUGGUAGCGAAGCGGAAUGUGUUUGACCUUGUGGCAGCUGUCGAGAAAUCGUGGGCAGAGUACCCUCAAGAGCGAAUGGAAGCUGUGUGGAGAGUACUGUACGCAUCGUUCAAAGGAAUCGUGACAGCUCGCGGUGACAACUCGUACAGCCAUCACACAGGUAGUCGAGCGGCUCACUCUGCAUCGUCCAGGAGAGGGGAAAGUCACGACAGGAGGUUUCCUCAAGCAGAGAUCGAUCAGGCCACGGCUGUGAGAGACACUCUAAGCCAGCAAUUGGAAACAGGAGUUGAAGGAGUCGUGUCAACCUCCAGCGCUCAUGAGGACACUGAUGACGAGUAA
Messenger RNA from Sycon ciliatum, 798 nucleotides. RefSeq lists its product as uncharacterized. The transcript has a single exon. The coding region runs from base 1 to 798 and encodes 265 amino acids. The record is from RefSeq and is a predicted model, not a curated record. NCBI's taxonomy places the organism in Eukaryota, Metazoa, Porifera, Calcarea, Leucosolenida, Sycettidae. Gene Ontology annotation, molecular function: nucleic acid binding.